AUGUUUCAAGUAUUAUUAUUAUUCUUUAUUUUUCUCUAUAUUUUCAUUCUAAUUCCUGCAUCUCUUGGGAUUUCAUAUGGCAUACGUGAACGAUAUGCUCAAAUACUGCUUACAAUUUUUGAGUGGAGUACAACAAAUGGUGCGUCAUUCUGUACUGAUGCAGAAACUGACAAAAUUACCAAGGAACACAAUGCUAAAAUUCAAAAUAUAAUACAUAAUAAAAAGAAGAAAAGUAUUCAAUUAAAAUUGAACGAUAACGAGUGGGCAGCAACUGAUCAUAAUGUCAUUGAAACAAUUGUCAAUGAUGGCUUGGAUUUCAUUUCUGCAGGCAUUAAUUCGAUAAUUGAUGAUGUAGUAACGAUCCGUUUCAAAGCUGAGCAGUUAGCCUCUUGGAAUUUGCUAACGCGGACGGGUUGCACUUUUGAGCAUAUCUCGUGGAAGCUAACAAUUCUUUGGGUUAUUGGUUGUUUUUUCCGAUAUUUAAUAUUAUUUCCCAUUAGGGCUUGCAUAUUCGUUAUUGGUGCUACACAUUUGGUUGUAAUUGCAAAUGUGGCUGGAUUCAUUCGAAAUAAAAAGUAA
Messenger RNA from Thelazia callipaeda (thelaziosis nematode), 579 nucleotides. The record is from the annotation of a GenBank genome assembly. NCBI's taxonomy places the organism in Eukaryota, Metazoa, Nematoda, Chromadorea, Rhabditida, Thelaziidae.